Molecule: messenger RNA, 3417 nt
Organism: Cavenderia fasciculata
Lineage: Eukaryota; Evosea; Eumycetozoa; Acytosteliales; Cavenderiaceae
Exons: 5
Coding region: 1-3417 (1138 amino acids)
Source: RefSeq, a predicted model, not a curated record
AUGACAAGAGAUAAUAGUUCUAUAGUAUUUUUAAUUGUUGUUGUCUGUUUGGCAAUAGUCAAAGCACAGAGUAGUAGCAAUGACUACCAAGUAUAUGUUGACCAAAAUUCAAUGUGCACAGCCGACUGUGGUACUGAAAUGUCACCCUUUUCCAACUUUGUUGAUGCCAUACAAUUCAUUUCUUUGAUGCGUAGCAACAAGUCGUCGGCUGCUGUCAACGUGGACUGGCUCUUUCAAAACACCCAAAACCACCAAACGAUUGGUACCAUCAUUGCAAAGGAGGGUAUUUAUCGUGGAUCUAAAAACAAAGGUUUAGAUAUCAACUUUCCAUUACAUAUUGUUUCACAAUCACCGACCAAACAAACUACACAUGGUUUGGUUACAUUUAAUGAUGCACAAGUAAUCAUUGAUUGUGAGGGUGUAGGUAAUGCAAUCACAGUCAAGAAUGUUACUCUGUUCAAGUUAUCGAAUAUUGGUAUUCAUCGUUGUGUCGGUUCUUCAGGUGGUGCUCUAUCGGUUGUAAACUCAUCGGUCGUCGUAGGUGCUGUUACAUUUGUCGGUAAUCAAGCUCUCAACGGAGGUGCUGUCUCAUUGUCCAAUUCAAACAUUGACUUCACUCGUUGUCUCUUUAUGGACAAUAAAGCUGUCACUCAAGGAUACGAUAUCUAUGCUUCAUCGUCUGUCGUCGGUCUGUCAAUGACUAAUCAAAAACCAUGUGACAUGUAUUCUACCGGAGGAUCAGUGUCGGUUAAACUCGAUUCAUCGUAUCUUUCAAUCGACAGUUUGACAGGCAUAGAGGGUCUCAAAAUAGUAGGUGAUCUAUCUACUAUAUCAGUACCCACUGGUAUCGUCACUGUUCUCGAUCGUACAUGUCCAACUCCACCAACAGUAUCAUGGGCAUAUGUAUUCAAAACAUUUAGUACUUAUUCUGAGAGUUGUAACAACAACAAUGUAUGUGAUAAUGGAGAGUCAUGCUUUUCAUGUCCAUCUGAUUGUUCUUGUGUUGCUCAUGGAUGGAAGCUUGAAAUAUUCAAGACCAUUCCUGCACUUCCCAUCACCUUUGCUGCUGACAUUAUUCAAUUGUCGUCGUCAAGUAUUGCCAACCUUGCCCACCCCUAUGCUAUUCUCAAUUCGUACUUGAAAGUUAAUAAGCAUGCUACUUAUGAAUUUAAAUUCAUCGGUAGUAAUUGCGGCCUAGUCUUUUCAGUUGAUGGAAUUGAUUUUGUCUAUACUGCAGCCUCCCUCUCCAACGUUGAUACAACCAGAUCAGUUAGACUGACAGCCACCAAUGUACACCAUCUUCGUAUCGCCAUCACCAAAGGAGUAGCACCCAACACUGGUGCCAAACUCAAGAUCUAUUGGAGAAGAAAAGCUGAUGGUGAACAAUUCAUAUUACUUGAUCCAUUUUAUUCUAAAAAUAUUUGUAAUGAUGGUAUUUUGGAUGAUAGAGAAAAAAUACCAGCCUAUAAAUGUGUUGCUGAUCAAGAAAAGGCAUUGGAUCUAUCAAAAGAUACUUGUGGAGAUGGAAUUUGUAGUGAGAUUCCAGAGGAUUGUCUUGUUGAUUGCUACCAUGUUUUAGCUCCAAUGUGCCCAGAACAAGCCACACCUUAUCGUCUCGAUCCAAUCUAUUCCAAGAUGGAUUUCGUUGGAACAGCUCUCAACAACCAAUACAUGUAUUCGUUGCCAGGUAUCCAACUCUUGUCCCACGGUGUUGACAUUAUGACUGAUGAAAAUAGGAAUGCACCUUUAUUCCAUUUUGGAUAUUGUGACAACUCAUCCUACACCACUGUGCAUGACCUGUACCGUGGUCUAGUAUACACAGUUCCCAAAGGAAUACUUGCUAUUCCAACACCCAAAUGCUCGUAUUCAGCCUCGACCACAAGUUAUUCGUCAUCUUCUAAAAUGUCACAAGAAAUGUCUAAAGAUACCAGUAUGGAUGCUUCUGCCAACCUUGGUGGCUCAUAUUGGGGAGUGUCAGUCCAAGCUAGUGUUGCAUUCUCUCAGUCCUCCUCUGUCAAAUCUGCAAAUGAUCUAGAGAAGAAGGUGUCUGGACAAAUCAUGGUAGACCAAGUUCUAUGUGAGACGACUCGAGUUCACAUCUCUGCUGACACUCUGACCUUCCAUCCCAAUUUCGUUAGAGAUGUUUCACAAGCCGACACAAUCCCCAAAAUGGAACUAGCAGUCGCCAAGUACGGAUCAAUGUACAUAAAGAGUGCUGUGAUGGGUGGCUCAUUGACUCACGUCACAGUCGUAUCCCACACCACCCUUGAUAGCAAAACCUCUUCUGAAAUGGAAAAGCAUACUCAACUUUCAUUGUCUGCCAAGGUUUCCUCGCCAGCACUCAAGGUCAAUGCCAACUACAAGACAGGUACCGACAACUCAAUCACAAGUGAACAACAAAACAAGUUUGAAGAUGACAGCGCAUCAACGACGAUUAUCACUAAAGGUGGUCCCCCAGGUUCUUUUGGUCCCGACACUAAAGGUUCCCACAACAACUUUGGUGAAUGGGCAAAAGCAGUCGAUCUCUUGCCUGUACCCAUCAAGAAAAAGUAUGGAUUCAUUUCUGAUUUGAUCCCCACCAACUGGCUCGUCAAAGGUUCUACCGAAACCAUCCAAUCAUUGUGGACCAAAGCUGAAAUUGCUCACCUUUACAAACGUUAUGCAAGUAGAGUUGAUUUUGACCAAAUUGAAUCAUUAAAAUCAGAUGAAUCGAUUUAUUAUUUGAAUGCUCCAAAAUCUGCUGGCACAUCGUAUCUACUUACGUUUACCAUUAAAACGAUUAGUGGACUAACCAAAAUAUCAUCCAAGACAUUGGAUUCAGGAGCACUAUUUGUUUUACCACUUGGUGAGGUACAAUCAGUCUCUGGAUAUCCAACCAGCAAAAUAUCUUUUGAUGUCUAUGAUGUGGUUAACUCUCGUAUCUACCACACAGUGUUUGCAAAUAGUGUAUGGGGCCAGUUAUCAGAGUACAGCUUCAGCCUUCGUAUUCAAAACACUAAAAAUGUUUGUCCUACUUGCACCGUCUAUCCAAUCAUUCGAAUCACCUUGCAAGGUACACUCGACAUCCACACUGUCUAUUUCAACCCGACCACAGAUCCAGGCAUCAAGCAUUUUAUGGAUGGUCCGUAUAUCGGAGACAUCGAGUUUGUGUCAUUUGAACCAAUGACAACAUUUGGAAAUGAGGACGUUACCUUUUCCUACACAAUCGAUGUAUUCAACAUUGUCCAAUACUGUCCCAACGCACCUGGAGUUCGAUACGGUGCUGGAAUGUGUACCAUCCCCGCUAACAUGCCCAUCGAGAAAAAGUACUCGACCAUCUAUGGUACUACACAAAGACAAUUCGUCUUGCCAAAUGAGCAAGUUACAACCGUCACCAUGACCAAAAAUGAUAUCAUUCCACUUUCAAAUGCAAUUUAA